This is a messenger RNA of Vanessa atalanta (red admiral), 1812 nucleotides long. RefSeq names its product phospholipase A1 VesT1.02-like. NCBI's taxonomy places the organism in Eukaryota, Metazoa, Arthropoda, Insecta, Lepidoptera, Nymphalidae. The record is from RefSeq and is a predicted model, not a curated record. The transcript has 8 exons. Gene Ontology annotation, molecular function: lipase activity. Bases 104 to 1231 code for a protein of 375 amino acids.
GUUCGCGCUCCGCCAGUACUGAAGCAGUACUACAAGUACUUAGUACCGUGUCCGUGUUAGUGUAGUUUUUUUUUUAGAUUUGAAUUAAAAGGGUGCUGGCGAGAUGAGGGGUAUCUUCUCAUUCUUGCUCUCCUCUUUCCUGAUGUACGCGGCGGCUGACGAGAAGACUAGGAAUGACACGAACAUCGUUGACUUCCUCGGCCAGGGAAUUCAAAAGGAAAUCCAAACUGUCAAACAACCGAUUGACGAGACCAUCGCCUACGUAGGAUCGUCACAAUGUAAGCACGUUAAGAAAUUACUGGGGGUUUCGUACGAGCAGUUACAGGGAGAGAAUGAACCAGACCUGAACAGCCUUACCCUUUUCUACAAAACCAAGGCAUAUACAACGAUCAUCAAUAUAACAGCGGCGGCGGAAACGCUGCGUCAGGCUCGGAGCUUCGACCCUGAUGACAAGCUAAUCAUCUUUGUGCACGGAUUCACGGACGACCCCACUAAGGACAGCUUCACGGAAAUCAGUCGCUCAUUUAUUGAAAAUGGCCACGUCGGUGUGAUUGCACUGGACGGCAGUUCACUGAUCCGCUGGCUGUACCUGCGCUCCACGACUUACGUGCGCUUCAUGGGACAAAAGCUUGGAGAAGUUUUAGCUUCCAUGGUAUAUCAGGGUCAAGAUCCGGCAAAAAUCCACAUAAUCGGGCACAGCCUGGGAGCACACAUAUCCGGGUUCGCUGGGAAAACCUUCAACGAAUUGACCGGGAAGCUGGUCGGUAGGAUCUCCGGCCUGGACCCGGCCGGGCCUUGCUUCAGCCACGUGGAUCCGGACUGCCGGCUGAUACACACUGACGCGGCCUUCGUGGACGUCAUACACACGGAUGCCGGCGUGUAUGGGAUUAAAGAUAUAGUUGGUCACGCGGACUACUUCCCAAACAGCGGCGCCUUGCAGCCGAACUGCCUGCUGCAGACGUGCUCCCACAGUCGCGCGUGGCAGAUAUUCGGCGAGUCCGUGGUCACCAGGGACGCCUUCCCCGCGGUCAAGUGCAAGGACUGGGAAGCGUUCAAGAGCGGAGACUGUCUGAACGAAAUUAGCUACAUGGGCUACGGGGCCAAGCCUGACGCCCGCGGACAGUACUUCCUGCAGACCGGCGGGAAGUUCCCGUACGGCCUGGGGAAGAGCGGCAUCAAGUACAGGAACACGGACGGAAUAGUCAAGAACAUCGGGAACAUCUUCGGAUAAAAUCAUACUCAAUAUAAGUCUAUUCUAGUAGGAUCCUUGUUGCUCGUUUUAAACAAAAUGCCCCUUCUUUGUACAGAUUGCCACAUUACAUAAUAAAUUAAAUAAUUAAUAGUUUUAAUAAAUUAAACUUUAUUCUUUAAGUUUAAUGAUAAUUCAAGCAUUACUGUGUUAAGAGCAAGGUUUAUUUCUAGUCCUUAAUAUUGACAAUAUUUUAUUGAACCAAUUUAUUAUUAUUGAAGGUAAAUUAUAAAUAUAAAUGAAUCAAAGAACUAGUGUUAUCUAGAUUUGUCCGAGUAAGUGUUAAUUUUUUUAUUAUUAUUUAUUUAAACAAACGUAAUGUGAUAGUAUAAAAUUGUAUUAAUAAUAUUUGUAAUUAUUUGAAAUAAAAGUCUCGUAAAAACAAAGCAUCUUUAUUGUAAUAUCUGUUACUUCAUAACUUCGUUAAAUAUCAAAUAAUACGGAGCUGGGGACUCUUACAAAAAUAAACAUCUUCAAUAAAUAUAAAAUUAUAACGCAAGACGUGUUACGUACAGUCGACAUAAAAAAACACCUUUCAUUGAUAGUAGGAAAGUUAUUUGAUA